AUGUCCCAGAGAAUCGGUAACUCCACGCUCGCUCUAACUAGAGUGUGGCACCACGUGGAUAUGGCUGCCGACAAAAGAACGUUAGGUCGUUUGGCGGCGAGCAUAGCCUUGACUUUGCAAGGGAAACAUAAACCUACAUACUCGCCCAACAGAGACCAUGGAGAUUACGUUGUUGUGACCAACUGCUCCCACAUGAACGUGACGGGAAAUAAGAUGAAGGAGAAAACCUACUGGUCGCACACAGGCAGGCCGGGCUCGUUGAAACUUGUGCCUAUGGAGAGAAUGAUUGCUAACAAAGGGUACGGGGAAAUCUUGAAGAGAGCCGUCAAGGGUAUGAUACCUAAGAACAAGCUUAGACUUGCUAGAAUGGACAGACUCAAGGUGUUUGAUGGGCAUGAACAUCCAUACACAGAAAACUUGAUUGCUCACGCCGAUGAGGUGCCAGACAUGAAGAAGAAGCUUGCUGAGUUGGAGAGGAAGGAGGCUGUUGCUGCUGAGCUUAGGAAGCAAUACCUUGGUCAGUAA
Molecule: messenger RNA, 525 nt
Organism: Candidozyma auris
Lineage: Eukaryota; Fungi; Ascomycota; Pichiomycetes; Serinales; Metschnikowiaceae
Product: mitochondrial 54S ribosomal protein uL13m
Exons: 1
Coding region: 1-525 (174 amino acids)
Biological process (GO): translation; negative regulation of translation
Cellular component (GO): mitochondrial large ribosomal subunit; ribosome
Molecular function (GO): structural constituent of ribosome; mRNA binding
Source: RefSeq, a predicted model, not a curated record